Messenger RNA from Parnassius mnemosyne (clouded apollo), 1647 nucleotides. The record is from the annotation of a GenBank genome assembly. Lineage: Eukaryota; Metazoa; Arthropoda; Insecta; Lepidoptera; Papilionidae.
AUGGCGUCAACCGGCAGUGCACCUUUUCCUAAAUGGCAAAUGGCUAUCCUUCUUGGUGCGCCGUUAGCUAUCGGUCUAGGUUACCUGUAUUUAAGAAGUAGACUAGAAGAUUCUGAAAAGAAAAAAGUGGCUGACCUAAAAGCAAAAACAACUAUCUCAUUGGAUAAUGAAGAAAAUAAUGCUAAGGCGACUGAAAGUGCUAUCGACCGUGCUAUGAAAUUGAAAGGAGCCGGGAACCGAGCUUUUCAUGCUGGAGAAUACGAUAAAGCGAUUGCUCUUUACAACGAAGCAAUUGAAGCAUGUCCUCCGGAUCGUCCUGUUGAUUUAGCAACAUUUUAUCAAAAUCGUUCGGCCUGUUACGAGAAACGAGAAAUGUGGGAACAGGUUAAAGAAGACUGUACAUUUGCAUUAAAAUUAAACGAGAAGUAUGUAAAAGCAUUUCUCCGACGCUCACGUGCUGCCGAGAAAAGUGGGGAUUUGGUUCUUGCUCUUGAAGAUGUCACUUCAGCAUGUAUUCUUGAAAGAUUUCAAGUGCAAAGUUCUCUAGUGAAUGCAGAUCGUAUUCUAAAGGCUUUAGGAAGACAACAUGCACGAGAGGCUCUUGCUAAAAGACGUCCAGUAAUGCCUGCGAAGCACUUUAUAAAGACCUAUUUCUCUGCAUUCUCUGAAGAUCCCAUUGCGAAAAUUCAGUUAGAUAAAGAUAUAACUGGUGGUUUUGCAAAAGCUAAGAAAGCACUUGAUUCUCAAGACUAUGAUUCAGUUGUAGAUUCCUGUACUGAAGAAUUAGAAGCUGAUGGGAAAUAUAAAUAUGAAGCCUUGCUUCUUCGUGCCACAUUUUAUUUACUUCUUGGUAGACAUGAUGAAGCACAGGCUGAUCUUGGGCAAAUUAUUGACAGUGAUGCACCUUUGAAGGUGAAAGUCAAUGCUUUAAUUAAGCGUGCAUCACUUUUCACACAGCUGGAAAAUACUGAGCGGUGCCUGGAAGACUUUGCAAAUGCUGCAAAACUUGAUCCUAACAAUUCUGAUAUAUAUCAUCACAGAGGUCAGGUGUACUUGCUCCUGGAGCGUAUGGAUGAGGCAACUGCUGAAUUUUCAAAAGCUGUUGAAUUGAAUCCUGACUUUUCAAUUGCUUACAUUCAAAAAUGCUAUGCUGAUUAUAGACAUGCGCAGUUAAAUAAAAAUGUUGGUGCUUUAAAUCAAGUCCGAGCUGACUUUGAGCGUGCUUUAGAAAAAUUUCCAAAUUGUGCUGAAGCUUAUAUUUUAUUUGCACAAGUGUUAUCAGAUCAACAAGAAUGGGGACGCGCAGAGGCACUGUUUGAUUCUGCUUUAUCAGUUGACCCUAACAAUGCUACUCUGUAUGUUCACAAAGGAUUAGUUCAACUACAAAAGAGUACAGAUUUUGAAAAAGCAGUCAAAUUAAUCAAUAAAGCUAUUGAAAUGGAUGACAAAUGUGACUUUGCAUAUGAGACUUUAGGCACCAUAGAAGUACAACGAGGGAAUCUAAGGCGAUCGUUAGAGCUUUUUGAAAAAGCAAUUGUAUUGGCCAAGACAGAAUUAGAAAUGACACAUUUAUUCUCACUAAAGGAUGCUGCGGCAGCACAACUUAAAGUAUCUGAACGCUGGGGACUUGAUUGGACUGUGAGCUAG